GAAGAAACAGCCAGUAUUGUUUCAAAUAAAGACCAGUUUGAAAUGAAAUGUUCAACAUUUCGAAGUUGGACAAUUGGCAUUCUAUUUACUGUUCUUAUAUCAACUGUAAAUCAAUAUUUUUAUUAUCAAACACAAUCUUAUGCAUUUUCAUAUUACUUAGUUUUCUUAUUAGCAUAUCCAAUUGGAAAAUUUUUAGCAUGGUGUUUACCAACAAAAGCAAUUCCUAUUUGGAAGUGGAAAUUUUCACUGAAUCCAUGUUUAUUUACAAUUAAAGAACAUGCUCUCAUUGUUUUUAUGUCGUUAACUGCUUCUGGAACAGUUGACGAAAUUGAUAUAAUUGUUAUGCAACAGACGUGGUUUCAUACAAAAACCAAUUUUGCUCUUGGAUUAUUUCUUGCUUUAUCUGUUCAAAUAACUUAA
This is a messenger RNA of Didymodactylos carnosus, 420 nucleotides long. The record is from the annotation of a GenBank genome assembly. NCBI's taxonomy places the organism in Eukaryota, Metazoa, Rotifera, Eurotatoria, Philodinida, Philodinidae.